AUGCGAUUCAACGAAUAUACAGAGCGUGCAAAAAAGGUUAUAAACAAGAUUUUCGUUAACGUUGAUCCUGUUGGACAGAGGAAACAGGAGUUCAAGGAAAAGGUCACUUCUAAGGAGAGGAGGUUGACUGAAGUGCGCUUAGACUCUGCUCCAUGUUCGUCGAGUGCCAAUCAGAGUUCGAAUAAAGUGGAUGAGUUGACGGCAGCCCCAGCGGAAAAAGAGGGGAUGCUCAGCCUGCUUCAGCAGAUCGAAAUGCGGUUCAAAGGCGUGGUAAGUAAAAUGCUCGAGAUGACUAGAAAUAAUGGAGAGACAGAAUUUAAACAGAAGAUUCUGGAGUUCUUCGAGCAAGAGCAAACGUGGCUGCUCGAAAAACAAAAGGAGGCUGAGAAAUACCGCCAGGGGAAGAUGAAUCAGAAGGACUCAAAUAGUGAGAUGGAGCAGCCCGGAACAAGCCAAAUGAACGAACGGGAUCAACAGGAGGCUGAGGCAUCUGAAGACCGAGUAAUUUUGCUCUUCACCCAUGUGACAGAGGUUUUAUUCAAUUCGCAGCGUGAUUUCUACGCAAAAAGAAUCCGCAAUGGGGCAAACGACGAUCAGAACUCUCCUCUCAUUUAG
This is a messenger RNA of Cylicocyclus nassatus, 615 nucleotides long. The record is from the annotation of a GenBank genome assembly. NCBI's taxonomy places the organism in Eukaryota, Metazoa, Nematoda, Chromadorea, Rhabditida, Strongylidae.